AUGGGCAACAUCUCUAUGAUGGACUUUCCCAUGAUACAGGAUGCCAGAUAUCUAUCUUCGCCAAGCCAGGACUCUGUGUUUGUACCAAAAGCACAGCCACUAUCUCGGCUCUCUGGACCUGGGUUUACUUCCGCACCGCACAACAGUCGCAUUCAGAAAGUGCCAAAGGUGACUCGUUCUCGGCACAAUGCACCGGGAAUACAAGAUUCUCUCUCCACUAUCAAGGCCGCUCCUAGCGCAGCUGGAAGUAACCACCUCAAGAUUCAGAAGUCAUCACAGGGUUCGUCUUUAUCCAAUGCACCCCAGACUAAGGCUGAGCAGCAAGCGCUAGAGCUCAAGAGGAAGUCUGAACAGCGCUUGCAUUCGCCGGAGCCUGUGGAUAUUGAGAGUCGCAUACUAGAGUUGCUACAAAAAGCCAAUCGCGACGAUAUGUCCAGGAGGCCGUCGAAGUCUGAGAAGAAUGAUGCAUUGUUGAAGAUGAUGGCUGAGCUUGUCAAUAAAGGCCCAGGAUCCCCCGACACAGAACAGCGUCGCUCCAGCAAAAGCUCUUCAAACAAUGGCAAGAUAUGUCCGAUGUCUGGCUGCGAAUUUGCGGUCGCUCGUGAUUGCGAUCUGCGUAAGCACAUCAAGCGACAUAACAGGCCUUAUGGAUGCACGUAUCCCAGGUGCCACAAACGCUUUGGCGCAAAGUCAGAUUGGAAGCGCCACGAGAACAGUCAGCAUUUCCAGCAGGAAGCCUUCCGCUGCGGCCAGGAACUUCAGACAGGUCAGGUCUGUGGUGUGCAUCUAUACCGCGAAGGAGCGUUCAAGAACCACUUAGAGAGGGAGCAUAAGAUGGCGUGUGAAGCUGCUCAAGAGAGUGUCAACCGCCGCAGGAUUGGCAAGAACUGCCAAGGUACCUUCUGGUGUGGCCUGUGCAAAGAUAUAGUGCCGCUCAAAGAGCGGCGCAAUGCAGCUUGGGAUGAGCGGUUUGAUCACAUCGCGCGUCACUUCGAGAAGGAGAGGAGAACUAUCGAUGACUGGAUCUGUGCUGAAGAGAACCGACCGAAGAAAGAGCUGCUAGAAGAGAAGAAGAAACGAGACUACUUUGACGAUGAGGACGAGAGGGAAAAGGACGGCGAUGUGGAUGCUACCGGAGACGUGGACGACGAUGUUCCACAGCCGCAACAGCCGCAUCCUCCUCCUCCAAACGACAUGCCCAGUAUGCCGAUUGCGUAUGUCAGAACCCUUGCGGUGUUGUAG
Alternaria viburni is the source of this 1242-nucleotide messenger RNA. RefSeq lists its product as uncharacterized. Lineage: Eukaryota; Fungi; Ascomycota; Dothideomycetes; Pleosporales; Pleosporaceae. The record is from RefSeq and is a predicted model, not a curated record. Bases 1 to 1242 code for a protein of 413 amino acids. The transcript is spliced from 2 exons.